This is a messenger RNA of Vicugna pacos (alpaca), 684 nucleotides long. The record is from RefSeq and is a predicted model, not a curated record. NCBI's taxonomy places the organism in Eukaryota, Metazoa, Chordata, Mammalia, Artiodactyla, Camelidae.
AACAGAUCAAUAAUGAAUAAGGACAUUGAAAUAAUAAUCAACCCCCUACCCCCACCACCAAAGAAAAGCCCAGGACCAGAUGAUUUUACUGAUGAAUUCUACCAAAUAUUUAAAGAAAAAUUAAUGCCAAUGCUUCUCAAAGUCUUUCAAAAAAAACUGGAGAGGAAGGAACACUCCCAAGCUCAUUUUACAAGGCCUACUACUAACGUCACAGAAAGACACUACAAAAAAAGAAACCUACAGGCUUGAGGAUCAGCUGCCAUCAUGAGCAACACAGUAACUAUCUGGACCAGGAAGUUCAUGACCAACCGACUACUUCCGCUGAAAAAAAUGGUCAUCGAUGUCCUUCACCCUGGGAAGGCAACAGUACAUAAGACAGAAAUUAUGGGAAAACUAGCCAAAAUGUACAAAACUAUGCCAGAUGCCAUCUUUGUAUUUGGAUUCAGAAUCCAUUCUGGUGGUGGCAAGACAACUGGCUUUGGCAGGAUUUCUGAUUCCUUGGAUUACAUGAAGAAAAAAGAACCCAAACACAGAUUUGCAAGACAUGGCCUGCAUGAGAAGAAAAAGACCUCAAGGAAACAGCAAAAGGAAUGGAAGAACAGGACGAAGAAAGUCAGGGGGACUGCAAAGGCCAAUGUUGGUGCUGGCAAAAAGGAAUGAUCUGGAGAUGGGACAACAGGAGGU